AUGCACCUCCCUCUCCCGCAUCAAGCAGCUCCAAGCCCAUCUGCUGGUCAUCGGCCAAUUCCAGUCGACCAACGCCCGCACGAGGCUCGUCAAGCUCGCAAUCUCGCCUUCCGGCGACCUCUCUUCGCGACCCGUGUUUUCCACCGCAUCCUCCGCCCCUCCAUGAACGACUUCAACGCCAUCCUCGGGGCAUCGCCCAGCCCCGAGCCCGCCGCGCCCGUCUCUUGGUACCGCUCCAUGCUGCGCGGCUCCCGGGGUCGACGCGCUCUCUUGCUCCUUCGCCUUGAAGGCUUGCACGCGCGCCCUCGCGAUCUCCGAGGCGAUGCAGCUGCACUCCCAAGUGGUGCGUUUCGGGUGUUCGAUGAAAUGCCUGUGAGAGAUAUUGCCUCGUGGAACGCGUUGAUUUCCGGGCUAGCUCAGGGCCAUCGACCCACUGAGGCUAUAUCUUUGUAUAAGAGGAUGAAAGAGGAAGGCUUGAAGCCUAAUGAAGUAACGGUUAUUGGUGCUCUUUCUGCGUGCUCGCAGCUGGGAGCCACGCGAGAAGGUGGAAGGGUUCAUGACUACAUAACGGAGGAGAAGCUUGAUCAGAAUGUCCAAGCUGUCAAAAGAAACCCAAAGAACCCUCUCGGAGAUAUUAAUCUCCCCUCUCUGAUGGAAUCUGCCACCUUCAUCAGUGGCAUCGUCAAGGGAGAGAGAGAGAAAUACUCUGAUCCACCACCUUGA
Eucalyptus grandis is the source of this 723-nucleotide messenger RNA. Its product is annotated as pentatricopeptide repeat-containing protein At1g34160-like. Gene Ontology annotation, molecular function: RNA binding; protein binding. The record is from RefSeq and is a predicted model, not a curated record. The coding region runs from base 1 to 723 and encodes 240 amino acids. The transcript has 3 exons. NCBI's taxonomy places the organism in Eukaryota, Viridiplantae, Streptophyta, Magnoliopsida, Myrtales, Myrtaceae. Gene Ontology annotation, biological process: RNA modification.